UCUGCUGUCACGUGACGCAACCCGGAACUUGGUGAUGUCGCAGGACAACAAAGAUGGCAGGAAUAGGAGGCAGCAACUACUGGGAAGAUCUGCGAAAGCAGGCCAGACAGUUGGAGAAUGAACUCGACCUGAAGUUGGUCUCCUUCAGUAAACUGUGCACCAGCUACAGCAGCUCCAGGGAUGGACGUCGAGGAGGAGACACGUCAGACACCACCCCGCUGCUAAACAACUCCACCCAAGACAGGAUGUUUGACACCAUGUCAGUGGAGAUUGAACAGCUGCUGGCCAAGCUGACUGCAGUGAAUGACAAGAUGGCGGAAUACACCAACGCCCCGAGUACCGCUUCUCUCAAUGCUGCGCUCAUGCACACGCUCCAGAGACACAGAGAUAUCCUACAGGAUUACACACAUGAAUUCCACAAGACCAAAGGCAACUUCUUGGCCAUCCGAGAAAGGGAAGACCUGCUGGGGUCCGUCAGGAAAGACAUUGAGACAUACAAGAGUGGUUCUGGGGUCAACAACAGAAGAACAGAGCUGUUUCUAAAGGAGCACGAGCAUCUGAGAAACUCGGACCGACUGAUGGAUGACACAAUAAGCAUUGCCAUGGCGACCAAGGAGAAUAUGACCUCCCAAAGGGGCAUGCUGAAAUCCAUACAGAGCCGGGUCAACACACUGGCCAGUAUCCUUUGUGUUGCUCGUGUGCAUGGUUGUGUGUGUAGGAGGGGGCAAAAAGAAGAACACACAGUAUAUUGGAAGCUGAAGGGUUCCUGACCGUUUCCCAACCAUCAACAAUCUCAUCCAGCGAAUCAACCUGCGGAAGAGAAGGGACUCUCUCAUCCUUGGCUCAGUGAUCGGCGUCUGCACCAUUCUCCUCCUGCUCUACGCUUUUCACUGAAAGCAGAUCCUGGUGACAUCUUUAAAGGAGCAGGAUUGAUCUGCUCUUUGUAACAUGGGAACCCCAGGAGACUGAGCUCAAUGAUUGGAGGACCCUGGAGGCUCCUGAGCAGAAGGACAUUCAGUUGGUCCGGUUCCUGGACAGGAACAGAUUUGGCCAACACGAACUACUGAACUUGUAUUUAGCAGUGGGACAGAUGGAGGGCUGCCAACAAGUGAAUGGAGACCAAAAGUACAAAUAAGACUAGAUUUUAAUCAAUUAUAUUGAUAACUCACUUGGAGAGAAACAGGGAAGUGUGAAGAGACUGAGAGAAUGAAAGAUGAUAAUUCUUUUCCACAGGUUGAAGGAUUUUUAGUUGAAUGGUCCUUUUUAAUUGAUGAAGUGGGAUGCAUAGUUCAUUGUGGGCUGUAAAAUGUGAAUUAAUAAAUUAUUCAUAUCGGUAUGUGUAAAAAAGUGUGUGACACUACUAGAUACUGAACACUCAAACAUUUUAUUUUUCAAAAUAUAUGAUGGGAACUGAAAA
Messenger RNA from Epinephelus lanceolatus (giant grouper), 1417 nucleotides. NCBI's taxonomy places the organism in Eukaryota, Metazoa, Chordata, Actinopteri, Perciformes, Serranidae. The record is from RefSeq and is a predicted model, not a curated record.